Molecule: messenger RNA, 1677 nt
Organism: Cinclus cinclus
Lineage: Eukaryota; Metazoa; Chordata; Aves; Passeriformes; Cinclidae
Gene: FGF8
Product: fibroblast growth factor 8
Exons: 5
Coding region: 1-639 (212 amino acids)
Biological process (GO): limb morphogenesis; dorsal/ventral pattern formation; positive regulation of cell population proliferation
Cellular component (GO): cytoplasm
Molecular function (GO): type 1 fibroblast growth factor receptor binding; type 2 fibroblast growth factor receptor binding; growth factor activity
Source: RefSeq, a predicted model, not a curated record
AUGGACCCCUGCUCUUCGCUCUUUAGCUACGUGUUAAUGCACUUGUUCGUCCUCUGCCUGCAAGCCCAGGUAACUGUUCAGUCCCCACCUAAUUUUACACAGCAUGUGAGGGAGCAGAGCCUGGUGACAGAUCAGCUCAGCCGGCGGCUUGUCCGUACCUACCAGCUGUACAGCCGGACCAGCGGGAAACAUGUGCAGAUCUUGGACAACAAGAAAAUCAAUGCGAUGGCAGAGGAUGGGGAUGUGCACGCCAAACUCAUCGUGGAGACAGACACCUUUGGGAGCCGUGUGCGUAUCAAGGGGGCAGCCACAGGUUUCUACAUCUGCAUGAACAAGAAGGGGAAGCUGAUUGGCAAGAGCAACGGCAAAGGCAAGGACUGCGUGUUCACGGAGAUCGUGCUGGAGAACAACUACACGGCGCUGCAGAACGCCAAGUACGAGGGCUGGUACAUGGCCUUCACCCGCAAGGGCCGCCCACGCAAGGGCUCCAAGACCCGGCAGCACCAGCGCGAGGUGCAUUUCAUGAAGAGGCUUCCCAAGGGCCACCAGACCACCGAGCCCCACAGACGCUUUGAGUUCCUUAACUACCCCUUCAACCGGAGAAGCAAAAGGACUAGAAACUCCAGAGCGGGUCCUUGAUGUGCCUGCCCCUGCCCCCUCUGCCUGCGUCCCUCCUGGAGGAUGCUCCUCUGAGCUUGGUGGACUAUAUGUAGAGACUUUCCCAUAUGGGCAUUAAACAAAACAAAAAAAAAAAAAAAUAAAAGGGAGGGGGGAGGAAAAAAAUUACCUGUUCUAGUUGUUGGUACUUUUGGAGGGGUGUUUGGUUUUUACAAAAAAAGGAGAAAAAAAAAAAAGAGAAAAAAUUGAGAGAGGCUCUAUUUUUGUACUCCAGCUUUAAAAGUAAUGAAACAUUCAAAGACUGGUGAAGGGGGAGAGUAGCCCUUCACUUAGAAAUGUUCUAGUCUUUUUGGGGUUGCGCUUUAUUUUGUAUUUUUUUUUUUUUUUUUUUUUGUAGCUCUAGGGGGAAAGGAGUUAAAAAAUCAUGUUUAAAACAAACAAGCAGAAAAACCAUGGAAAUCCAAAUUUGGAAGUGAUGUGCUACUUAAAUGAACUGAACUAAUGCUAUGCUUGCUGGAGAAGAUGGAGAGGCUGGAAAACAGCUAAGAGGAGGGGAUUUUUUUCUGGGGGUGGUUGGAGGCCUCCUAGGUGGUUUUUGCAGCCUGGGUGAUGUGGGGACACUGCCAAUGGGGGCUGACUGUGACGCCUGGGGUGAGGACCACUGGAUGCUUUCUUUCCUCGGAUGUGCCUACUCCUUUGGCCGAGCAAGGGGUUGCUGGAAGUCGCAUCCUUCUGAGAAUGCUGCUGGAUUCACACCUCUCAACUUACUUUUUUUUCUCAGGAGGGGACAGGGGUGAUGGAUUUCCCAGAGAAAGUCCUGAACUGACUUGGUACCGCUUACCCAUGGGAGCAUCUUUGGCAUUUGGUUUGUUUUAAAGUACUAAGGUACAGCUGCUGUGGAGCGGGCUGAUAACUGGUAUUAUUUUUUCCCCAUGUGGAAAAUGUGAACUUCUCACCAAAAACCGGUAUUUUUUUUCUGUCUAUAUUUUUUUUAUGAGAUGCAAGUUUUCAUCCAUAAAAUUAAACAAAGUUUACAAAUUAUGGUGGAGCCAUUUCAGG